Messenger RNA from Pygocentrus nattereri (red-bellied piranha), 1875 nucleotides. RefSeq names its product cytokine receptor family member B12 (gene crfb12). The record is from RefSeq and is a predicted model, not a curated record. The transcript is spliced from 8 exons. Lineage: Eukaryota; Metazoa; Chordata; Actinopteri; Characiformes; Serrasalmidae. Gene Ontology annotation, molecular function: protein binding. Bases 260 to 1627 code for a protein of 455 amino acids.
UGUUGCCACACUUCCCCCUUCCAAAUAAGUCCGUAUUCAAUCUGUCACGCCUCCUCUGGGUAGACUUUCAGGCAAAUUUGACAGGCUGCUCACUUCAGUGUCAUUUGCGCUUGUUCCUUUCUGGGGGUGCUAUUCUUUCUGAGGCUUCAUUGAGAAGAAGGCUUGGAACAGACUGUAAAGAAUAAGCUAAAGACAGGAACCGACCACUCUGCCAACCCCUUUAAAAGGGUCUUCAAAGGCUUGAUGGAACUUCUAUACCAUGACGGGCCUGCCAGUGUCUGUUUUCACACUGCUCCUGAAUUACCUGCUGUCAUCUGAAGGCGCUCUCCUUCCCCCACUCAACCUGAGUGUGGUCUCGUUAGAUUUCCACACCUCCAUCCACUGGCUUCCUGGACCAGAGAACCCUACUGGAACCAGAUAUUCCGUUGAGUUCACAGAAAUCAAGCAUUUUUCGAAGCCGGUCUGGAAUGGACCCGCAAAUUGUACAAAUAUCACCUCAGUGCAGUGCUACUUGGAACUUGACCAGCUUUUCUCAGACUACAUCGUGAGGGUCAUGGCAGAAUGGAAGGAGGAGAGAUCAAACUGGACACUUCUGAAACACACAUUCCAGCUAUAUAAAAACACUCAGCUGAGCCCACCAAAUGUGAGGAUCUUACUUCAUCAGCAUUCUGUCCAGAUUAACCUCAGCCACUUGGUCCAAUUAGUCAGGGAUGUGCCCUUGAGGUUUUCCGUUCACCUCUAUCGUUUGACUUCUGAUCACAGAGUCCAGCACUUUGGAAAGAAAAUAAGUACAGGAUCCUUGGACUUCCAGAAUCUGCCAGCUGGCUUCAACUACUGCAUCAAUGCUUCUGCCUUCUAUACUCAGAUGACCGAGCACAAAAACCUCAAUACCACCAAGUGCAUUUUACUCCAGAAUCAAAGCCACAGAGGAGGCGUCGCUCACAUCAUUGGUGUGGUUGUAGGUGUUCUCCUACUGCUAAUCAUUCCCACCGGCAUUGUUCUAAGCACCAAAAGCUGCUUCAUGUGGAAAAUUGGGAACAGCUACAUUCCAAAAGCUCUGCGUAUCAUAACUGGAACUGAUGCAGUCUUAAAACUGAAACCUGAGGAACUCCACCCUCCUCCAAUCUCAAUUACAUAUACCGAGUUCACAGCUGAGGCUGCACAUGAGACAGUGGAUGAGAAUCUACAACAGGCCUACUGCAAGAGAGAACGUUGUUCAAUGGUGAUCAGGCGUGGGUCAGAGGAUGAGCUGGAGGAUGCUAACUUUCUCGGGGAAGUGGAUGAGAUACAGCCCCGCAAGCUUGAUUUGUACAGUUCAGCUGUGAACAUGGAAGAGACUGAAGAUCAGCUGAUACUGGAGGCAGGUCCAACUUCUGGCUUUUCGAUGCAGUGGAGCCCUACUUUCUCAAGCCUAGCAAGGACUAGUUUUGAUAAAGCCAACAUAAAAAUCUCACCCUCAGACUUGGAUGAUGAAGAAAACUCAAAGACAGAGAGGCAGCAUCUGUCCUACUCCCCUAGCUGCAGUUCAGAGAGAUCAGAACUGUCUGAAGAUGAGAUGGAUUUUUCACAUAGUGAUGACAUUAUUGGAAGUAAUUACGAGCCCAGGCCUGACCCACGUUUGAUGUAGCUGGAUGUCCAGUUAAGGGCACAGUGUUAUGAAUAAUUAGACAAUGUACAAUGAAGGCAGGCUCAAGGUCAAGAAGAAAUAUGAAGACUAUAGUAUGGUACAGUUACAUCUCAGUGUAGCAAAAUGAAGAAAUAACUUCAGUGAAAUACCUCAGCUGUCUGCAUGGAAAGAUGCGUGUGGAAUUUUCAUUACUGGUGCAGAUUUAUGGACAUGAUACUAAAAAUAUAUAUAUAUAUAUAUAUAUAUAU